GUAGGUCUUUCCACUACCGGUAGAGUGAGCGUGAUCUGCCAAGAAGAACAAGAGAGAAAGCAGAAGUGUCGAUAGCGCCUAAUCAAUUGCAGUUUGGCAUUUAACGACACAGAACUACUGCCGAGAAAAGUAAACCAUCGCGUUCGAGAUUUGUUUAAGUCAAUCGACUCGUGAACGUGACUGACGAUGGCUGUGAACGUGUACUCGACCUCAGUGACCAGUGAAAACCUAAGUCGUCAUGACAUGCUGGUAUGGAUCAAUGAAUCUCUACAGAUGAACCUCACCAAGAUUGAAAUGUUGUGUUCAGGUGCCGUCUACUGCCAGUUCAUGGACAUGCUGUUUCUCAACUCUAUGCCCCUCAAGAAAGUAAAAUUUGGUGCCAAGCUGGAGCAUGAGUACAUCCACAACUUCAAGCUUCUGCAAGUUUCCUUCAAAAAGCUGGGAGUAGACAAAAUCAUUCCAGUGGACAAACUGGUUAAGGGGAAGUUCCAGGACAACUUUGAGUUUGUUCAGUGGUUUAAGAAGUUCUUUGACGCCAACUAUGAUGGGAAUGAGUAUGAUCCCGUGGCAGCAAGACAGGGCCAAGACGCCAUGCCCACACCCACCCAAGCCACAUCAGCUCUCAACAAACCCCCUAAGAAGGCCUUAAAUCAAGCCCCACAGAGGCCACCCGUCGCCAAGGUGGCACCCAAGUUAGCUCCCGUCAGUGCAAAAAAGUCAGGAUCGGGAGGAGUCGAUGAGGAGCGUGCAGAGCUUCUGACCGAGCUUGAUUCCCUGAAAUCAACCAUUCAUGACAUGGAGAAGGAGAGAGACUUUUAUUUUGGUAAGCUGCGGAACAUUGAGCUGAUCUGCCAGGAGAAGGAAGAAGAGGGCGACCCCACACUGCUGAAGAUCAUGGAUAUCCUCUACGCCACAGACGUCAAAGGCUAGGGAGGAUAUGGUUAUCCAGGAGGGUUUUGUCAUACCUGAUGCUGAUGAGCCGCCGCAGGAAGAGGAGUUUUAGUAUUCAAGACUGCGCGCUACUGGUCUGCAAACAAGAUCUGUCCUCAAGCCAAGGCUGCCAGUUUGGUUUCAUAUCUGACACCAAACUUGAUCUUGAUUGGUGUCCCCUUUCCCACCAACAACUUCCCUGAAUCUGAAUCCCAACCUGCUGGACUUCUUCCUCCUCGGACUGCUUCCCUGAAACACCUUUUUACCAAUAAUCAACAACAAUCCAGCCAUGGUCACUGCCGCUACUUCCUACACACCUACCAGUCUGUUAGAGUCCCAGUCCCUACCCUCAAUUCCAACCUUCCCAAAACCAGACAGUUGCGGUAUAUAUCUGGUUUUGGUGAAAGAAUUCAGUGUGGAAAAAAACAGUAAUGUUCUGUGCGUGUGUAUGUAUGUGUGUGUGUGUGAAUGUGUGUAUGCAUGUGUGUGGUUGUAUGUGUUAAAAUUUAAAACAAAUCAAACAUGACAAACCUCUGAAAACCCGGCUGUUUGGUUCACAGACCACUUUGUCCCCCGGCUAACCUUGGCAGUUUGGUGCGUGUUGGGCACUGCAAACAGCUCUGUGCCCCACACAAUCCCGGCCAAAGGGUUACAUUUCAAACCAACUAAAUCUUUUUCACCUGUCUCCAGUUUGAAAUAGUAAAAAUACUGUGUGAACCACAUUGACAGAUAUGAAGGAAAAAGCAGCUGAAGGGUCAGGGUUUCGCUCUGGGAUAAGGCAACAGUCGGGUCUUCGCUUGGCCUUUUGACUAACUGUCUCCACCAAGGACACCAUCUUCACUUUAUCCUGUCCAGCUUCAGAAGCGCUUUUGUAAAUUCAUGCUACUGUUUUAUUCCUUUUUUCCUCCCACUCCCCAUUUUUUUUGUUUUCCCUUCUAUGUUUUAAAAACCUUUUGGGCACCUGUCUGUCAUGUUUUCACCUCUUUAUAUAUUUGUUUUCUCUUCAGUUUUUCUCACGUUAACAUGGUCACUCUUUUCUCCCUUUGCUGUCAACUCUCAGCAUCAGUGUUCUCCCACUUGAACGUGGUACUCGCAUGUCAUGCUCUAUAAAUGUGAGUUUCUUGAAACCAGGAAAGUGGCUUACUCUUCCAGUUGACGUGAGACGAAGCGUCUGAAGUUUUGCAGACGGCAGCCUUUUUGAUCAACACACCAGUCUUUCAUAAAAAGAAAAAAAAAUCUUAAGUUUGAGACUGCAUGAUAGUUUUUCUAUGUAUUUGUCUUUUUGGGAAAAGUCUGUAUUAAGGCAGAUGCACUGUUUUAUACCAGUGGCCUUCAAUCAGCCCCGAGACAAAAAAAAUACAUUACACUGUGAUGUCGGACUGUGGUUGAUCAGUGUAGCCAGUCAUGGUCGACAACAUCUAAAAUCUACUUCGAGUGAAGCUGUGGAAGCGGCUCGUGUCCCUCGUUGAAGCUUUUUUUUUUCACCAGGAAGAAACUGUUUUUCCUGAAGCUGUAAAAAAAAAAGAGGGAUCACUCGGAAAUUAGAAACUAAAACCUGCCGCUCUGAAGGAAUAUUCCUGUUUUUGUACUUCCACACCCGAAAUUGACCAAUUUUAUUAUUAAUAAUAUGUACUGUGGAUCUGAUAUCUGAAACCAUUUUUUUUUUUCACUGUAUUGAGUAAAAUGUCAUUUGAAGCGUGUGUGUAUGUGUGUGCAUGUACCUGAUUUAGACUUUCACACCAACAAAUACACAACUCAAUCAAUGGCCUUAUAAAGAGAUUUUGUUUCUCCAUAAUUAUUUCUUUUCUUUUUUUACUUUCAUGCAAGUCCUUGCUGUUUGGGGUAAAUGUUUGUGCUGUUAGUCAUAUUUUUAAAUGUGUUCCGAAAAUAAACGACAUUGGAGGUAUUUCA
Molecule: messenger RNA, 2841 nt
Organism: Solea senegalensis (Senegalese sole)
Lineage: Eukaryota; Metazoa; Chordata; Actinopteri; Pleuronectiformes; Soleidae
Product: microtubule-associated protein RP/EB family member 1-like
Exons: 8
Coding region: 187-930 (247 amino acids)
Biological process (GO): protein localization to microtubule plus-end; regulation of microtubule polymerization or depolymerization; spindle assembly
Cellular component (GO): microtubule plus-end; spindle midzone; cytoplasmic microtubule
Molecular function (GO): microtubule plus-end binding
Source: RefSeq, a predicted model, not a curated record